Molecule: messenger RNA, 2834 nt
Organism: Lampris incognitus (smalleye Pacific opah)
Lineage: Eukaryota; Metazoa; Chordata; Actinopteri; Lampriformes; Lampridae
Gene: rrn3
Product: RRN3 homolog, RNA polymerase I transcription factor
Exons: 17
Coding region: 322-2154 (610 amino acids)
Biological process (GO): transcription initiation at RNA polymerase I promoter
Cellular component (GO): nucleus
Molecular function (GO): RNA polymerase I general transcription initiation factor activity; RNA polymerase I core binding
Source: RefSeq, a predicted model, not a curated record
AACACAUGUUCACAUUCAGUGCGAAGACGCUCCGUCAUGUGUGGUUCCCUUGAUUUUUUUGUGUUUUUUUUGUGCGUUGGCUAUAACCCGACAACAGUCAUUUAACGUGAUUUCAAACGCUGGACUGAAAUUUAAACUUACACUCCAGAUCUUUUCUCACGCUUGUUAGCCCUUAUAGCUAAUAUAGUCCCAUCGUUUAGAAAAGCUGUAGGCGGCAUGCCAAGGUGGCACAUGGAAAUUAGCUGUUUUACUUCGUCUUGGUUGAAGCAUUUUAAAGUUAAACAGGUAUAAAGCGACGUUUGCUUUGCAGCACACUGUAAUAUGGAAACCGAGGAUCGGGACUUCCUCAACACCCCUCCGGUGAAAACUGUAAGGUUUGGAUGCAGUGUCUUGGACACAUUAGCUAAAUAUAAACGGGGAGACUCAUCUGACUACGAACUGUUGAAUCAUCAGCUGGCUGAUCCUGACAUAAAGGAUGCUCAGAUCAUCAUCUGGCUCCAAGAGUUUCGUAAUUGUGUCACCCACCUCAAUAAAGACCAUGAAAAGCUGAUCUACACAGUUCUGAAGCUUCAGUGGUUGGGUCGGAGCCCGGCUGUGGUAGAGGAAUACCUUGUCUUCCUCGGUAACCUGGUCUCAGCCCAGACUGUCUAUCUCUGCGCCUGCCUCAAGAUGGUGGUCUCCCAUUUUAUACCAUCGAGAGUGAAGAUCUGUGAAGGAGGAGUCAAUAUUUCAGAUUCGGAGGACGAUGAGGAAAACCUUACCAAGAAUUUUGGCCGUUGUCACCAGGCAUUGCAAGUCAUCACCAGAUACGUCCCUUCUACCAGUCACUUCCUGAUGCCCAUUCUAAAUGAUAACUUCCCUUUUGUUCAGAAAUCACCCAUGACCUUGGAGUGUUACGUUCAUAAUAUCCUCAGAGUGACAGUAUACAUCCCCUCAAUUCGACGGGAUACUCUGGAGAUCAUCAUUGGAAAUAUUCUCAAACUGGAUGUGAGUGCACCACGACAAGAGAUUGAGAAGAUGGAGGAGGAUGCAAUACAGAACCAGAAGGAAGAAAAAUGUGGCGAGGAGGGACUCUUUACUAUGGAUGAGGAUGUGCCUGCAGAGAAUACAUCCACAAGUGAUUCAAUGGCCCACCCAAUGGCAGAGAGGCUGGACAUUCUCAUGAACAUACUUCUAAUUUAUAUGAGGGACAUCUGCUAUGUCAAUGGUUCUGUGGAUGUGGAGAAGACCAAGGAACUGUACAAAGAUCUGAUGGGUGUAUUCGACAAGCUUAUCCUCCCUACACAUGCCUCCUGUCAUGUCCAGUUCACAGUUUUCUUUCUCUGCAGCUUCAAAUCGGCCCUAGCAGAGGCUUUUCUGCAACACCUAUGGAAAAUACUUCAGAGUCCCUCUCAACCCGCUGUCCUGCGCCAGGCUGCUGGUGGCUACAUGGGUAGUUUCCUGGCACGUGCCAACUUCGUGCCUGUGGCUACGGUGACUGCAUGUCUGGACCUCGUCGUUCCCUGGCUCCAUCGCUACAUUGACAGCCAAGACAGCAGUGGUAGACAAGCCUGCGUUGACGUUGCCCUACACGGUCCUUUCUAUACAGCCUGCCAGGCCAUCUUCUACGCACUCAUCUUCAGACACCGAGCCAUUCUGGAGAGCAACAUGAAGAAAGGUCUGCUAUACCUGCAGGGUCUGAACCUAGAACGGUUGGUGAUGUGCCAACUUAACCCCCUCAAAGUCUGCCUGCCAGCCGUGACCAGUUUAUUUGCUGCCUUCACCAGGAAGUAUCAGCUGGUUUUCUGCUAUACUGUCAUCCAGAGGAAUAGCCGCUGUAUGUUGCCAGUGGUGCGCAGUUCCAUAGGGGGAGACUCUGUUAUCGUCAACACCAACCCUCUGGACAGCGUCUUCCCCUUUGACCCAUACCUGCUCAAAAGGUCAGGCAAGGUGAUAAAUCCUCUGUACCAGGUUUGGGAGGAGCCAGAAGAUGGAGAGGAACAUACUGCCAGUGGGAUCCAACAGGGCUCACUGGCGGAUGAAGAUGACUUCCUGUGUGGGGAGACAACCAAGACAGAGGGGGUCGCGGGUAUGACACCAAGCUCUUUUGACUCAAAUCUCUGUAGCCCGAGUAGUGUUGGCUCGCCCCCCAUCGCCUUUCGGAAACCUUUCUGAUCCCUCCGCUCAGCGAGGAUUACCAAUAUCAGUAAAACCCUGUCUGAGAGAUGGACUGGUCUACAGUCAGGAAUCAGGAACGCUAUGCCCUUUUUGAAAUAUCGUUUUGUGUUUCACAUUUUUUCAUAUGUAUAUACGAUGUGCUGCUCUUACAGUUGAACGAUAAUACAAUUUCCCAUGCUGUCAUCAAUUAAAAAAAGUAUUGCACAUUCAGGGCUCUAGUUUUUCUUUUUUCUUUUUUUGUGGAUUUUUUUCUCCCUAAUUGUAUUUGGCCAUUCUCUGAGCCGUUCCGGUGCUGCUCCACCCCCUCUGCCGAUCUGGGGAGGGCUGCAGACUACCACAUGCCUCCUCCGAUACAUGCGGAGUCACCAGCCGCUUCUUUUCACCUGACAGUGAGGGGUUUCGCCAGGGGGACGUAGCGUGUGGGAGGAUCACGCUAUUCCCCCCAGUUCCCCUUCCCCCCGAAGAAGCGCCCCGACAGACCAGAGGAGGCACUAGUGCAGUGACCAGGACACAUACCCACAUCCGGCUUCCCACCUGCAGACACGGCCAAUUGUGUCUGCAGGGAUGCCCGACCAAGCCGGAGAUAACAUAGGGAUUCAAACCGGCGAGCCCCGUCUUAGUAGGCAAUGGAAUAGACUGCUACGCAACCCGGACACCCUUAGUUUUUCUUAACAGGA